Messenger RNA from Choloepus didactylus (southern two-toed sloth), 7013 nucleotides. It is a transcript of the gene KLHL24, whose product is annotated as kelch like family member 24. The transcript is spliced from 9 exons. NCBI's taxonomy places the organism in Eukaryota, Metazoa, Chordata, Mammalia, Pilosa, Megalonychidae. Gene Ontology annotation, molecular function: protein binding. The record is from RefSeq and is a predicted model, not a curated record. Bases 329 to 2131 code for a protein of 600 amino acids.
CUUUGUUGUGAGCUGCGGCGGAGACUGUUGGCCUGAGGAGACGCCGGUGUUGGACAGUGCGCUGCGCCGCCGGCCGCUGAGUGACCGCUGGGGCCACCGCCGCCGCUGGUCCUUUCCAAACUUCGCCAAGAGGUGUGAAAAUUAAACAAACACAAAUAUUUUGACUGGGGCUUUGAUCAAGCAAAUGCUUAAAAAAGAAUGGAAGAGAAUACAUUCUGGAUGGAAUGCAAGCAUUUGCGUAUCCUUCAGGAGAUGUUUUAUGGCCAGCAACAUAAAGAAGAUCUCUAAUAAUCAUUUCUCAACAAUUAUAUAGUCAACUGAUGUAACAAUGGUGCUAAUAUUGGGACGCAGACUAAACAGAGAGGAUCUUGGGGUGCGUGAUUCCCCAGCAACCAAGCGUAAAGUUUUUGAAAUGGACCCUAAAUCUCUGACAGGCCGCGAGUUUUUUGACUUCUCUUCAGGAUCAUCCCAUGCUGAAAACAUACUCCAGAUUUUUAAUGAAUUCCGAGAUAGCCGCUUAUUUACAGAUGUUAUCAUUUGUGUGGAGGGAAAAGAAUUUCCUUGCCAUAGAGCUGUUCUCUCUGCCUGUAGUAGCUACUUCAGAGCUAUGUUUUGUAAUGAUCACAGGGAAAGCCGAGAAAUGUUGGUUGAGAUCAAUGGUAUUUUAGCUGAAGCUAUGGAGUGUUUUUUGCAGUAUGUUUAUACUGGAAAGGUGAAGAUAACUACAGAGAAUGUACAAUAUCUCUUUGAAACAUCAAGCCUCUUUCAGAUUAGUGUUCUCCGUGAUGCAUGUGCCAAGUUCUUGGAGGAGCAACUUGAUCCUUGUAAUUGCUUAGGAAUCCAGCGCUUUGCUGAUACCCAUUCACUCAAAACACUCUUCACAAAAUGUAAAACUUUUGCAUUGCAAACUUUUGAGGAUGUGUCUCAGCAUGAAGAAUUUCUUGAGCUUGACAAAGAUGAACUUAUUGAUUAUAUUUGUAGUGAUGAACUUGUUAUUGGUAAAGAGGAAAUGGUUUUUGAAGCCGUCAUGCGUUGGGUAUAUCGUGCUGUUGAUCUGAGAAGACCACUGUUACAUGAGCUCCUGACGCAUGUGAGACUCCCUCUGUUGCAUCCCAACUACUUUGUUCAAACAGUUGAGGUGGACCAACUGAUCCAGAAUUCUCCUGAGUGUUACCAGUUGUUGCAUGAGGCAAGACGGUACCACAUACUUGGGAAUGAAAUGAUGUCCCCAAGGACUAGGCCGCGCAGGUCAACUGGCUAUUCUGAAGUGAUAGUUGUCGUUGGAGGCUGUGAACGAGUUGGAGGAUUUAAUCUUCCUUACACUGAGUGUUAUGAUCCUGUGACAGGAGAAUGGAAGUCUUUGGCUAAGCUUCCAGAAUUUACCAAAUCAGAAUAUGCAGUCUGUGCCCUAAGGAAUGACAUUCUUGUUUCAGGUGGAAGAAUCAAUAGCCGUGAUGUCUGGAUUUAUAACUCACAGUUAAAUAUUUGGAUCAGAGUUGCCUCUCUAAAUAAAGGCAGAUGGCGUCACAAAAUGGCUGUCCUCCUUGGUAAAGUAUAUGUUGUUGGAGGUUAUGAUGGACAAAACAGACUUAGCAGCGUAGAAUGUUAUGAUUCCUUUUCAAAUCGAUGGACUGAAGUUGCUCCCCUUAAGGAAGCAGUGAGUUCUCCUGCCGUGACUAGCUGUGUAGGCAAGUUGUUUGUGAUUGGUGGAGGACCUGAUGAUAAUACUUGUUCUGAUAAGGUUCAAUCAUAUGAUCCAGAAACCAACUCUUGGCUACUUCGUGCAGCUAUCCCAAUUGCCAAGAGAUGUAUAACAGCUGUAUCCUUAAACAACUUGAUCUAUGUUGCUGGUGGACUGACCAAGGCAAUAUACUGUUAUGAUCCAGUUGAAGAUUACUGGAUGCAUGUACAGAAUACAUUCAGCCGACAGGAGAACUGUGGUAUGUCUGUGUGUAAUGGUAAAAUAUACAUCCUGGGUGGAAGACGGGAAAAUGGAGAAGCCACAGACACUAUUCUAUGUUAUGAUCCUGCAACAAGUAUCAUCACAGGGGUCGCUGCAAUGCCCAGGCCAGUGUCCUAUCAUGGCUGCGUGACUAUUCAUAGAUACAAUGAGAAAUGCUUUAAGCUCUAAAGCCCCAGCAUUACCUCACCUAAGAAGCCACACCGAUGGAAGAUGAGAGGUUUCAAAAACUCCAGAGUGGGGACUUAACAUUUCUCCUUUGUGCCAUUGCAAAAAAAUUGUCAAAAUAAUAAUUGUGGUGCCUUUCUCCCCAAAAUACCAAUCUUUCAAACUAUAAAUAAAACCUUUCCUGUAAUUGAAGAAAAUAUAAUUUUUUGUUGUUGUUAAGUAUGUUUGUUGCUUGGAUUUUGAGAGUGUACCUUUGUAAAUAUUUGUAAAAUGCCUAGGUGGAAUAGAAAAUAAUGUCUGCCUGCAUACCUUUUAAGAAUUUGUGAAUGCUCUCUUCGUUUAUAUAUGUUUAUCUGCAAGACUGUGUGUUCCUUCUUUUGUCAUUUAUGUAGAAAUAAUUGUUUCUUCGUGUAGGUUGAAUCAAUGCUUAGAAUGCAUUCUAAGGGAAAGAGUAUUUUUAAAAAUUUUUUAAAGUCUUUGUUACUAAAAAUAUACCCAAAUUCAUAGAUUUUAUUAAGGGUUUUUUCCUGUAAUUGAUAAAAAUAUGACUACCAGUUGAGUAUCAUAAAAUGCUGAAUUAUUAUGACCUCAUUCUUAGAAUCGCUGUCUUAUUAAACAGGUUUUUUGGGGGGGAGGAUGAUGGGUAGGAGAUACAAAAGCAAGUACCUCUGAAAGAGGGGGCUUAAAAUUACAGGCUAUAAGAAAAACUUAUUUAGGUUCAUUGAAGAGAAAAGAACCCUGGUGACAGUGCUUUGUUAAUUUGGUUGUAACUCUCUCAUUGAAAAAGAGCAUUUGUGGCUCUCAAAGUAUUUUUGCAUCAUCUCUAAAUCCUCUAGGGAAGCUCCUUUUCUUAAAUUGGGCACAGGAGUUGAAAUCCAUUUUACAAUAAUGUCUUGUGAAAAACAAGGACAGGUUUUCUCCCUUGCCCAGUAAGUUUCAGUUCAUUAGUACUUUGGGUGAGAACUUCUUCCCUGGUUAUUCUGCUUUCUUAUGACCAGCUAAAAUUCCUGGCAAUUUCCACUGUUAAGGUGCCUUUAAUAGGAUAGAACAGGGACCACCUAUCUCAGAGCGUCCAUUUAAAAAAAUUUAGCUAUCUGAAAAAAAACAACUAACAGCUGUAGUUCUAAUAUUUAAAAUAAAUCUUUCAUUUGGUACCUAUUGAUUAAAGUAUUGAUCAGCAUUUUUAAGCUUCUAAACAACAAAUCGCUUUUGUCUAGGUUUUUCAACUCCAGCUUAUAAAACUUACCAGUUUUCAGAAAGGAAUAUAAAAGUUUUUCUAAGGCAAAUGGGUAUAUAAAAAACUACAGCAUAAGUGAUUAUUGUGAUUCCUGGGUGAUUUACAUUUUAGGGAUGUUUCAGGUAGCCUGCUGAAUUUUUACUUCCCAGGCACUAUUUUCAUCUUGCAUUAUAAUUGUAAGCCCUUUAUUAUAGGAGGGAUGAUGCAAAUAUAUGAUUACAGUGUCACCACAUUUCUGUUAACAUGAAGGUAAUAAUCAAAACUCCUAACAUUGGUAAACUACUUUGUUUUGCAUCUUAGAAUGGUACAGAGAUUUCAGAUAGACUAUGCAGCAGCAACUUCAAUGCUUAGCUAGAAUCUGAAUUCUGUGGAAAAGUCAAACUUAAGUUUUAGGGAACUUUUAUUUUUUAAAUCAAAAUUUGAAAGUGACAUACAUGUACACCUUUUGUGAUAAUGAUCAGCAAUUCAGAAAACAAUUUUGUAUCAUUUUAGAUGGAAGACAGUUAUAUAUACAUUUGGAAUACUUGUAAACUUUCAUUUUAAGAGUAAAUAUCUACUUCUGUAUUAUACUUUUUUUAGAUAAUUAAACCUAUUUAGUUCAGGAAAUCUUUCUAGUAAAUGAGAUAAUGUAUGAGAAAGUGAUCUUUAAAUGCUGAGGGUUAUACAAAUGAUAGUUAUUUUCAUGUGUAUUUGUAAGAUCAUGCCCAUCCAUAAAUAUAGAUUCUUUGUAUAAACAAGACUUUCUCAAGAUAACUUUGUAUUCUAGUAUUUUUGUCUAUUGUAAAAUUAUUAACUAUUAACUUGUAUUUUGUUAUACAUUCAUUUUUAGUAUCUAUGUGUUUAUGGUAGUAAAUUUGAAAUGAAAUCCUAAAAAAUGGAAUUUGUUUAAACACAGACCUCAUACAAACAUGGCUUAAAUUUAUUCUCUAUAUAAUAUUAAACUGCAUAAUUUAGUUGCAGUUUAUGUUGAAAGCCACCAGAAUUUAGUUUGAAUCCUAGAAAAUUUGAGUAACUAUUUUUAAAGUAACCCAACUGAUAUUUUAAUUUCCUUUAAUUAUUUAUCUUUCUUACUGAUUCUUGAUAAAAUACUGAUUUAGCAUUGAUAAAAUAAAAAUUUUUAGGGUAUAAUUACUAUAUCAAGAUAUAUAUUAACCAAAUUAGUGUCAGAUUAUAUUCAUACUGCCAUCAAAUACUUGGCAUAUUUUCUUUUGGUAGGUGAUGUACAUAUAAGUCUUUGGGUUAGUAUGUAUGUCUAUGCAUAUGUAUAUAUGUAGAUAGAUAGUAUGGUCAUGUACACACACACAUACAAACACCAAGAAUUUUAGCAGUUUGUGAUGAUCAAAAACACCUAAAGUAAAAAUUAGUUAACCAUAUUAAAUUCAAUUACAGAAAUUUUUCUCUUUGGGCAUUUCUAGAAUAGUUUUUAUAUUUGAAAGUACAUAAUGAGUAUUAGUGUGGUCACUUGUAUACAGUAAGAAUCUUUAUAUAACACAUCUGGUUUUAUAAGGUCAGAAAACAAAUUGGUGUAGAAAAGAGUUUGCUAAACCCAGCUGUGAUACCUCAAUGGGAAAGGGAAUUCAAGGGUAUACUUUGUGGAUCAACAGAAAAGUACAGGUUGUGUAUGGUGUUUUUUUCAUGAACUUUUCCAUGUUUUCCUAUAUGUGAGUGAGCUAGAAGGUGAUCUAACUAAUUUUUACAACAGAUCUUCCACCUUUUCUUCUCUAAUCUUCCCACAGGUAUGAAAUGGUAGUCUAUUGGAUCUUUAGUAACCUUUUUUCCCCUAGGUGAAAUAUAGGUAUUUAUUCCAUGUAAACCAGGUGUUAAGAAAAAAUGAUGUAAAUACUCAGGGAGGGUAUUACCACGUCACUUUUUUUCUAUUUGGGGUAAAGUGCCAAAGCUAAAAAAAACUUCAUGACUCUAGAGUAAAUUUGAUUUGGUAAAGGGGCUUCACACAUGGCAGUGGUUGAACAUUCUUUUAUAUUUAGAAGGAUGAAAAUGUUUUGUGGACUGAUACAUUUUCUCUUAGUGAAUAUUAAUUGUUUCUAUAUCUCUACUGUCAAUACCCUUUUUGAAACUCAGGAAAGACAAAAGUUCAAUUAUAUUACUUUUGUCAAUAUACAAACCAGGUGUGUUUUGUUUUGUUUUUCUGUUGUCUGGAUAUGGCAAUAGAUUUUUUUAAAAUUGCUGUGAGAACACUUACAUGAAAAGCAAAAGGUUGAAUGUGUGUGCCUUUUGUGUCUUGAGAUUUAUAAGUGGAAAAGACAUGUUCUACUCCAGACUGUAUUUUCAAAGAGAGAGUAUUAUUUGUGUUGUGCCAAGUGAUAAAAUAAUGUCUCUUAAAGGCUUCCUAUGGACUGCCUUUAUUUUAGUAAACUCAAAACACCAGUUAACCUCAACAUAAUUUUGGCCUUAUUAGAACUGGUUGUUCAUUAUUUUGAAAACCAGGUUUACAUCACCUCACCCUAUUAUUAUUUUUAGUUAAAUAAUUUCACCGUGUCCAGUACCCAGAAGGGGCAAUUUGGUUGACCUUUAAGUCGGUUGGUCUGACUAGCUAGCUAUAACUAUUGUCAUAUCUCAUACUAGGCACCAGAAAUCACUUGAGCCAGAAGUGUGAAUUGAUUAUUCCAGAGCAUAUUUAGGAAAAUAAUUCUUUUCCAACAUACUUAGACCUUUUGAAAUGUUUUUAUAUGAAUGUUUUACAUUUGUGUGAUUGCCUUAGAUAUUAAAUUUAUUAGUGCUAAAGAUGGUCAUCAUAAAUAAUUAAAAAAAAAACAAGUCAUAUUAACUUAUUUUAUAUAUUGUUCCAAAGAAAAGAAUUUCUGUUUUAAUGUUUUCAAAAUAACUGCAGCCGAAAUUCAUGUGUCUUGAGUUCUCUAGUGCUAUAUUUUAACUUUUCUUCAAUGUAAAUCAAGUUUACCAUGAAUGUUGCCUAUUUGUUUCCUGAAGAGUAAAUAAACUUCCCCUUCUUAAGCUUUUUAAUGAGCACCAAAUAUAUGGUUGCUUGGCAGAAUGAGAAUGUUAAGGAACAUUGUUGGGUAUUUGGAGUUUGUUUUGUUUUGUUUUGUUUUGUUUUGUUUGAUACGAAGGUGCUUUUUAAGAUACUCAGAUAAACAUCUAUCUUACUUUGAUUGAACUGUUAACUUCAUUUGCAAUAUCUAUAUCUAAUGGAAAAAGUUACAUGUACUCAUUUUGGUUUCAUUCUUAUGUACUAGCUCUUUUCUCUGUAAGGCUUUUUCGUUUAACUUUCUUGAAAAAGCUCUUACUCUCCCCUUCCUCAUCAGCCCUCCCUGUACUUUUCUUUCUUUACAAAAUAUUUAAAUUUUUGUGGAGAGUUUCUGGAGCUGAGACAGCACAAUUAUAGAGGUAAAUAAAAUUAUAAUCUUUUACAACUAGCACACACCUGUGGUGGCCAAAUAUAAUUUGCUUUCGAUUAAAGGCCCCAGACUCUUCACGGGGGCGGGGGAUUGGGGAAUAAAACUUUGUAUUUCAUUGUUCUCAAUUUAGUUGUAGCACAUUAAUUUGUAAUGUUUUGUUUAAAUAUACUUCUCGCAUAGUUUAACUUUUUUAAAGUUGUAUGUACCUAAUGAAAUGUCUUUUAACCAUUAUUUCUUGACUCUUUGGUUGUAUUAAAUUUUGUUUACCAAAAAA